UUUUCUUUUUCAUUAUUGUUUUUUUAAUUUAGUUGAUGUUAUUUCUAUUUUUUCGGUCAUUUAUUAAGAUUUUAAUUAUUAUCGCAAGAUUAUUACAAAGCAACAAAGAAACUUUAGAAAAUGAAUUAUAACACACGUCUUACGGAAGAAUGUCCGUUGACGAAGGAGAGAAGUUACAAACAUAGAAUCUAUACCUACUGUGGCAAUGGGUUGAAAUUCAUCGUCGUCUGUUUUGUCGCAUUGACUGUUGCUAUCACUACUAUGCUGGUAUUGCAGAUUCUUUAUACUGAAAAUAUACCACAGAGCAAUCUUCAUGGAAUUCAUGGAGCUGUCGCUACGGAUUAUUCUAAUUGUUCCCAAAUCGGUACCAAAAUACUAGCAAGAUUAGGUAACGCGAUAGACGCGGCGGUAGCAGCGACUAUUUGCAUGGCUCUAGUAGCGCCUCAUAAAACUGGCCUCGGCGGAGUUGGUUAUAUAAUGAUAUAUAAUUACAAAAAUUACACACAUCCAAUCGUCAUUGAUUUUACAAGAAAUACAACUACAGGUAUCUACUACAGAAAGAGACUCUUGCUCAAAGGAGAUUUCUUUGCUGAGGCUGAAAUACGUUUGCCAGCUCUAUUAAAAGGAUUAGAAUGUGCUCAAAAAUUGUAUGGCAAUCUGCCAUGGCGAGAUGUCGUAGAACCUACCAUCGAGUUAGCUCGAGAAGGAUUUGUUAUAUCUAAGGAUCUUGCAGAUGAAGUAUCAAAAAAUACAGAUUACGAGAUUUUUUACGCAGGUCCUUUAAAUCCAGGUGAUAGACUGCAAUUGGAAGAACUUACAAGGACAUUGGAUAUUGUAGCGCGUAAUGGUGUAAAAGCAUUCUAUAAUGGUACUCUAUCUUACGAAAUUUUACAAAAUACCACUCUCCGUGAAAAAUUGCUACAACAAUUAGCGAGUUAUGAACCUAUUGUAACGAUGGCAAAAAGCUCAAUAUUACAUCAUCAUACAAUUUAUUAUCCGUCGCAUGCGUCUUUUAUGCAAGAAAUAAUUGAAGCACUGGAAAAUCUUCCCAUUUUGACAGAAAAUGCGUCUACUAUAGAAUCUCAAGCUCUUGUUGCUCAGACGUUGAUGCAUGUAUAUUUGCAAUGUUCUCAAAACAUGCAACAAGAAGUAAAAAAAGAAACUUACACUGGAGUUAUGGCAAUGGAUUGGCAAGACACCUAUGUUAGCAUCUUAUCUGGUCUAAGUUCACCUUUCGGCCGUGGAAGUAAAGUGGCUGGAUUUUUCUUAGACAAUAUCAACAAUGAUUUGUCUACAUUUAUUCCCAUUAUUUUUCAUUACAAGGGAAUAUGUGGAUUACGUGGAGUAUUCGGUUCGAAAGAUGUCUUUCUCAAUGGUCAAAUCCUUUACAAUCUCAUCAUGCGCGCUCUAAACGUUUCGACUGUAGUAGAAUAUCCCAGAUAUUACUUUGCUUCCGAUGGUAUGGUGAUUGAAAAUAAUCAAAGGCAUUCGAUGGAAGCUGCAUUGCAGGCUCGAUUAUAUUCUAUGAUAUCGUCAUUAUCUCAUGAUGACAACUUGUCCAUGACAAGCGUGAAUGCAAUUGUUAAAAGGAAGGAUUCACUGUCGAGUCAUUCAGACAGUCGUGGAAAUGGAAUUGCAUCACGAUUUUAACCCAUUAUGCGCCUUGUUGAACACAUAAAUAUAAAUGAAUCUCUGAAAAUCUUGGAGAUUAUAUAAUGCUGUGAUAUUAGAGAAUAAUAUCAGACGAGCGUUUGUGAACACACUAUAAAUUUUUUAGACACCACGUAGAAAACUGGUUGCACUGUAAAUAUCAUAAAUUUAAUAUUUAAAAUAUUUAAUAUUUUAAUACUGUUUUCUUACAUGCAUCGAUAUGUACACGCAAAGAUAUUUUUGUUACGUAUACGUCGAAAACGCAUCCCUUUUGUGACACUUUUUGGGGAGUAAAAUCACUGACUUCAACACUUUAA
Molecule: messenger RNA, 1967 nt
Organism: Monomorium pharaonis (pharaoh ant)
Lineage: Eukaryota; Metazoa; Arthropoda; Insecta; Hymenoptera; Formicidae
Product: glutathione hydrolase 7-like
Exons: 10
Coding region: 121-1650 (509 amino acids)
Biological process (GO): glutathione catabolic process
Cellular component (GO): plasma membrane
Molecular function (GO): glutathione gamma-glutamate hydrolase
Source: RefSeq, a predicted model, not a curated record